AUGGUUGAAGUCGCAAAAGCCAACGAUCUUCUCGCAUGGGAAAUAACGCAGCUUAUCGAGUUCAAUAAACGAUCCACAUCAGAAAUUAAAGCAAAUCGUCAAGACUUCGUCUAUGAAUUAAUGCCAACAAAAAAAGCGACAACAGGCGCUGCAGUCAAGUCAAAAAUGAAAUGUGUCUAA
Molecule: messenger RNA, 180 nt
Organism: Ambispora gerdemannii
Lineage: Eukaryota; Fungi; Glomeromycota; Glomeromycetes; Archaeosporales; Ambisporaceae
Source: the annotation of a GenBank genome assembly